AUGGAAAAACUCAACAUGUUGGCAUUGAUUGUGUUGGAUGUUAAGAAUGCAUUUCUUCAUGGCGAGCUCAAAGAGACUGUGCACAUGCAUCAACCAAUAGGUUACCGAGACCCAUCUCAUCCUGAUUAUAUGUUUGUUUAUUGCGCAAGUCUUUAUAUGGGCUUAAGCAAGCACCACCAGCUUGGUAUAAAAGAUUUGCUGAUUAUGUAUCUUCUAUUGGUUUUUUCUAAUAGCAGGUCUGACAACUCUUUAUUUAUCUACAAAAAGGGGCAUGAAAUGGCCUACAUUCUUUUAUAUGUGGAUGAUAUUAUUCUCACUGCCUCAUCUGAUGCUCUUCGCCGUUCAAUUAUGACUCUUCUGGGUACCGAGUUUUCCAUGAAGAACUUGGGCCCGUUGAACUACUUUCUUGGCAUUGCUGUUACUCGACACAAGGGGGGCAUGUUUCUUUCACAGAGAAAAUAUGCUGAGGAUAUCAUUGAACGUGCAGGAAUGUCAUCUUGUAAGCCAACUUUUACUCCGGUCGACACAAAGCCAAAACUAAGUGUUUCUUCAGGUGAUCCGUAUGAAGAUCCUACUCACUUCCGUAGCCUUGCAGGUGCUCUUCAGUAUCUCACAUUCACCAGGCCUGAUAUCUCUUAUGGUGUGCAGCAAAUUUGUCUUCAUAUGCAUGCUCCUCGUGAUACGCAUAUGCUUGCUCUUAAACGCAUCAUUCGGUAUAUUAAAGGUACUCUGGAUCAUGGUUUGCAUCACUACCCAUCAUCUAUAACUAAUUUGGUUUCCUAUACAGAUGCUGAUUGGGGGGGGAUGUCCAGAUACACGACGUUCAACGUCCGGAUAUUGCGUAUUUUUGGGAGAUAA
Molecule: messenger RNA, 858 nt
Organism: Spinacia oleracea (spinach)
Lineage: Eukaryota; Viridiplantae; Streptophyta; Magnoliopsida; Caryophyllales; Amaranthaceae
Exons: 2
Coding region: 1-858 (285 amino acids)
Source: RefSeq, a predicted model, not a curated record